This is a messenger RNA of Plutella xylostella (diamondback moth), 1812 nucleotides long. Lineage: Eukaryota; Metazoa; Arthropoda; Insecta; Lepidoptera; Plutellidae. The record is from RefSeq and is a predicted model, not a curated record.
GAGGUUAGCUUUUCCUUCAUUUGUUUGCUAAGUCUAUGCUACACACAAGAGUGAAUAUGUGGCUGAAUAUAGAGUUAUCGGUGACUGUUGGCUCAGUGGAAGUGAGAGAGCCUGCAGAGGUCUUUAAUUAGCUGUUGUACAAAACCACACUAUAAGAUGGAGGAUGGCAUGGACAUAGAGGAACAUGAUCUGUUGAACAACCCUACUGUGAGGAGCGUGUUUCCAGAUCUUGCCGUUCUCAAACAAGAAAUUAUUGAUUUUGAUACAAGUGAAGGUGUAGCACCAGAAUCCUUUAUAACGCCGGAAGUACCAAAGAGAUAUGAAAACGAAAAUCAACUACACAAUUUAACGGUCUACAGUAGGGAUCAUCCUACCGAGUGCUCCACUCAAGACCUGGAUGUGAAACCUGACCACCUGUGUACUGACAUGGAUGACACAAUAACUGUUAAGGGCAACAUUUUGACGGAAUUUCAUGAAAUUGAAACUGAAAUCAAGAAGGAAUCAGAGAAUGUUGUACCAAAUGAAUUGCCAUUUUACAGAAACAGAAUUAUACUCGGCAAGAUACAUGUAGACGAGUCUGACGAAGAACGAGAAAUUGAUGCACCAGGAGACUGUAAUAAUGUUGUAAACAUCAAAACAAACAAUGAUCAAGAUUUGGCAGGCUCAAUAUACACUGAUGUAAAUAGAAGCAUGAGGAUAACUAAACAGUAUUAUGAAAUGGAAAAAUGUUUGGGAGCGAAAAUUAUUCUAACAAACUGUUAUACAACUCUAUUGAACAACAACUGUUACUGUGCUCAGUGUGCAGUGUUGUUCCCCACCACUGAAGCGUAUAGUGAACAUUACACGAGCACACACACCGAGACCACUCACUCAACUAAUGCCUCGGCUUCUCUUGUGAAAGGAAAACAAAUCAUAUACCUACGUGAGAAAGCAUUUGUGUGUGACUCCUGCAUGAAAAUAUUCAGCAGAAAAAGCAGCUUGAUAAAGCACAUUUCAAUUCACACUGGCGAAAAGCCAUUCGAGAGUGACAUUUGCAAGAAAACAUCGAGGCAUCGGUCCACAACGAAAAGACACAAGUUACUUCACACUGGGGAAAAGCCCUUCCAGUGUGACAUUUGCGCGAAAACAUUCAACCUUUUAAGUAGUUUAAAGAGACACAAGUUACUUCACACUGGCGAAAAGCCAUUCCAGUGUGACAUUUGCACGAAAUCAUUUAACCAAAUAUAUAAUUUGAAGACCCACAAGUUAACUCACACUGGCGAAAAGCCAUUCGAGUGUGACAUUUGCAUGAAAACAUUUAAACGAAGAAGUCAUUUGAAGAGCCACAGCUUACGACACACUGAAGAAAAACCAUUCCAUUGUGAAACUUGCAAGAAAACAUUCAAAUAUGUAUUGUCUUUAAAACUACACAAAUUAACUCAUACUGGUGAAAAGCCUUUUAAGUGUGAAAAUUGCACGAAAACAUUUUACGAAAAAAGUAAAUUAAAGAGACACAAGUUACUUCACACUGGGGAAAAGCCCUUCCAGUGUGACAUUUGUACGAAAACAUUUAGACGAAGAAGUCAUUUGAAGCUCCACAAGUUAAUUCACACUGGAGAAAAACCAUUUGAGUGUGACAUUUGCAAGAAAACAUUUAAACGAAGAUGUUAUUUGAAGGGCCACAGCUUACGUCACACUGAAGAAAAUUGCAAUUCUGACAUCGGCGCGGACGGUCGCUUUCUAGCGGCGCCGUCUGUAGCCGUCACGUGUGACUCACUACUGAGUGACCCGGCUGCUCAAGGACAGCGUCCUGUUGUACACCGAGAUGCCUGA